AUGAAUUUCCUCAAGAUCAUGGACUGGAAACCUGUCAAGGUGUUCAGGAUGCUAUCAAGCAACGCCUCUGCGUUAACUCUGGAGAAGGCAGAGAGUCUUAUUGCAUACGGAAGGCGCGGGUCUGCUCUUUCGGAAAUCUUCAGCGUGUGCGGGCCAGACACUCCUGCAGCAGCAGUCAUUGGUCUCGGUACCAUCGUCGAGCAGGAUCCCAUACCAACCCCCGAGGAGCUGGAGGCACUUUAUAAGAUGGUCUUGAUGGACCGGACAAGAAACAAAACACCUUUUGGAGAUCUGGUCCGAGCGGGUGGAAAUCGUAGAAAUAUUGUCAUUUUCAUCCGCCACUUCUUUUGUCCAGUAAGAAAGAGCUAUUACACUGUAGCGAGAGACCGAAGACGCGAUACUGACACUAGCCAUAGNAAUUGCUACGGAUACGUCAAGGCUUUGGCCCACGAAAUGCCGCCAGAAAAGCUGGAACAGAUGGAUCCGCCGACCACUCUCUCAAUCGUCGGCUGUGGCGAUCCAGUACUCAUUCAAAACUACAUGAAGAUGACCAACUGCCCUUUCGACAUCUAUGCAGACCCGUCCCGCUCAACAUAUACCGCUCUCGGACUCUCCGUGAACGAGACUGCAGCCCCAGACGUCCCACAAUAUGUCUCAAAAUAUUCGACCACAUCAAUCUUCAAAGCAAUCUUGAUCAGCCUUGGUCUUGCGGCCAAAACGAAAAAUGUCUCCGCGGGAAAGAAGAGUCAGAAUGGCGGCGAGUUGAUCUGGGUAGACGGACAGAUUCAGUAUAUCCACAAGAUGAAACACACCAACGAUCAUCUGGAGGUGGAUCAGCUCGACUAUCUAUUAAGCAAUUAUUGCAAUGCUUGA
This is a messenger RNA of Aureobasidium vineae, 873 nucleotides long. Lineage: Eukaryota; Fungi; Ascomycota; Dothideomycetes; Dothideales; Saccotheciaceae. The record is from the annotation of a GenBank genome assembly.